This is a messenger RNA of Ipomoea nil (Japanese morning glory), 945 nucleotides long. RefSeq names its product glycolipid transfer protein 3-like. Gene Ontology annotation, molecular function: ceramide 1-phosphate binding; ceramide 1-phosphate transfer activity. Gene Ontology annotation, cellular component: membrane; cytosol; cytoplasm. The transcript has 6 exons. The record is from RefSeq and is a predicted model, not a curated record. Gene Ontology annotation, biological process: intermembrane lipid transfer; ceramide transport. Lineage: Eukaryota; Viridiplantae; Streptophyta; Magnoliopsida; Solanales; Convolvulaceae. Bases 182 to 868 code for a protein of 228 amino acids.
GUCUAACUAAACAAAAGGCAGCAGCCAUAUAAUUAUCAGUGUAUAUAUUCGGUCUGUUGUUGCAUAACAUUGACUUCAAUUCCCUACAAUUUUAUAAUAAUAUAUAUAUAUCUACAAACACAUAUAUAUAGAGACAGCAAGAAGGAGUAGAUAAAAAGAGAUCAGAGCUGAGGGAGUUAAAAUGAAGAGGAAAAGGGUGGAGGAGAUGGAGAAGGAGAAGAAGGAGGGAUCAGAAAUGAGCUGUGCCAUAGAAGCGCUAUCCAUGGGGGUGCUCAAAUUCAAAGCUGAUGAUCAUAGCACUACUGCACAUAUUGCCACCAAGCCUUUUCUCUGCGUCUGCCGCAACUUGCUUCUUCAUGUUCUUGAUAAGAUAGGGUCAUCAAUGACUGUUUUGAGACAGGAUAUCCAUCAAAAUAUCCAGAUAUUAGAGAAGUUGCAUGACUCUGAUCCUUCGGUCUAUUCAAACAUGGUGGAAUUAUUGAAGAAAGAGGCAACCGAAGGAAUUGCUAAAAAGGGUUCCAGCUGUAGUAAAGCCUUUGUUUGGUUGACCAGAUCGCUUGACUUCUCUUUAGCUUUGUUACAACAACUGGUAGAGGAUUUUGAGAAGAAUAUGGAGAGAGCAGUGGAGGAGUCAUAUACCAUCACUCUCAAGCCUUGGCAUGGAUGGAUUUCUUCAGCUGCAUAUAAAGUAGCACUUAAACUAGUGCCAGACACUAGAAGUUUGAUCACUAUUCUCAUGGCCAGAGACAAAAACAGUGACAUCCUCAAGAAGGAAAUGCAAGCCUUGAUUUCAUUAUUGGAACCUGCAUUACAAGAAAUCCACAAUCUUCUGGAAAUAUACGGCUUGGAUAGGUUAAAAUCCAUCUGAAAGAAAGGAAUGAUUUAAGAAGCUGAAGUUGUACAUAGUUCCCAGUCAAUCAACUCUCUUUUUCAUUCAAAUGUAAA